Molecule: messenger RNA, 1086 nt
Organism: Phytophthora sojae
Lineage: Eukaryota; Oomycota; Peronosporomycetes; Peronosporales; Peronosporaceae
Exons: 4
Coding region: 1-1086 (361 amino acids)
Source: RefSeq, a predicted model, not a curated record
AUGGGGCCCGAAGAUGCCGAGCGCUCCGCCGUGAGAGAUAAGAGUGAUGCCGCCGACCGCGAGACGCCAGCACCGUCACCUCCAGAUGGAGAAGAAGCCAAGGCUGAUGUGACGGAGACUGAGGCCAAGGUGCUGGCGGUGGCGUUCCCAAUGGCACCAAUCGAUCGCUACGGCUUCCUCGUCACCGACAAGCGCUACAACGGAGGCCACACGGCUCCCAACGCGUACAAGCACGCGGUGUGGCUCGAGAACCGACGAACGCAGAAAUGGGUCAAGAUGAUCGGCAAGCAACUCGAGGACUGGGAGGUCUGCCAGCUGCGGUAUGCGGCCACACUCAAGAAGCGCAUCCGCAAGGGCAUCCCAGAGGCGCUGCGUGGUCGCGUUUGGAGCCAUCUGGCUGGAUCGUCGCAAAUGCUACUGAACAAUCCAGGUGCUUACCACCAACUGCUACAAACGGCUCGGGUGCCGUGUGAAGAGACCAUCGCGCGCGAUAUCGGGCGCACAUUUCCUCGCCACUCGCUGUUUCGCGACCGCUCCUCGCUGGGCCAAUGCGCUCUGAUGAAUGUGCUGAAGGCGUACUCGUUGCACGACCCAGAGGUGGGCUACUGCCAAGGCAUGGGCUUCCUCUCAGCUAUGUUUCUGUGCUACAUGCCAGAGCAGCAGGCCUUCUGGCUGCUCGUGGCGUGCCUAAACCACAAGCGCUACGGGCUGGCCGACCUCUAUCGCCCCCGCAUGCCAAAGGUUCCCGAAGUAACCUUCGUCUUCCAGGGGCUUUUCAAGCAGAUUAUGCCUCAACUUUCGGCCCACCUUGAGAACGAAGGCUUGCACCCGACGAUGUACCUGACGCAGUGGUUCCUCACUCUCUUCACCUACAAUUUUCCGUUCGAGUUCGUCACUCGGGUCUGGGACGCCUUCCUCCACGAGGGCUGGAAGGUUAUCUAUCGUGUUGCGCUCGCGCUGCUCAAGGUUUCACAAAAGACAUUGCUGAGUUCCAAGUUCGAAACCAUCAUGGAGUACUUCCGGGAUCUCCCCAACAAGAUCACGCACAUGCUGGAGAAAUACCACAGCUCGUCAGCUGCCUCGUGA